AUGGACAGAGGAGCUAAGCUGCAGAAGCUGGAAGCUUUCAAACGAAGGCUACCGCCUAUGUCGGCUGCAGCCAUGUCUGCUCUUUUGCAAGCGGUGGAAUCGUCUGGCCUACCGGAAAUGCAUGGAAGAAAACAUGUCAAGGAGGCGACAGAGAAUGCACUCGAACAGCAUUCUGCUUAUGGUCCAUUGCUUCAGAGCAUGGCAGUGCAGGACAAGGAUGGUGCUGAACAGACUCUCAUAUUCGUCAAUUUUUUUUCGUUGCUACAAGCCCUGUGGCUCGCCUCUGCUGAGUGGAGACGAUUGCUCCAUGGCAGUAGCACUCGUGCUCCUUGCAGGCUAAUCUUUUACUCCGACGAAAUCAAUUGUGGAAACCCGUUGGCGCCUGAAGCAUCCCGGAAAGUCUGGGCAAUCUAUGUAUCAUUUUUUGAGCUAUGCCCCAUCAACCUGAGUAAAGAAGCCUCAUGGCUGCCGCUGUGCUUGGUCAGAACCACUGUGGUGUCCAAUUUGCCUGGUGGUAUGAGCCAAGUGGCUGGCAUGCUGCUGAAAUCUAUCUUCGUCUCUGGCAAUGCGAGCCCUGAAGCAGGAGUGCUGUUGAAGCGGCCUGAUGGUGGAAGAGCCGAAAGGCUGUUUUUCAGGCUCGCUGCAUUCCUACAGGAUGGAGCAGCACACAAGCUGCUUUUCUCGAUAAAGGGGGACGCAGGUACUCGGUGUUGCUUGCUUUGCCGAAACAUUCUGGCGAACAAUAGCAUUGAGCUAGCAGAAGCUCGAUUGCUGAAUCAGUGCUUCAAAGAGGCUGAUCUGCAACUGAACAGCGACGAGGAUUUCAGCCGAAGCAUCAUGAAGCUGUUGGAGAAACAUGAAGAGCUGACGAAGACCGACUUUGCUUUGUGGCAGCAGGCCGUGGGCAUCGUUUAUCAGCCUGAGAGCUUGAUCUUUGACCCGGAACUCUGCACUGUCGCCAAGCCUGUCAGCCAAUGGCUUCACGACUGGAUGCAUGCCUUUUUCGUCAAAGGCAUUUGGAUGAACACUUGCAUGCAGCUCACUAUGAAAGCUGCUGAGAAAGGCCUUGGCCAGGACUUCUACAAGAUCUGUGCUGAUUAUGUGGAGCAGUGGAUUUUGCCUCGUUCGAAAUCGCAGAAUCUGGCUAAAUUGUUUACUGCGAAGAGGAAGGAAGCCAACAAAAGCGCUGAGACCUUCAAGUGCACAGCUUCCGAAGCCCUGGCAUUGUAUCCCAUCUUCACGUGCCUUUUGGUAAAUGUCUUGCAACCCUUGGGAAUCUGCUCCAUGGAAAUCGCUGUAUGCAUACACCUCAGAGAUGUGCUCGAGCUGCUUCAAGCUAACCUUUUCGCAAGCACAAAAAACUCCUCUGCCGCCUUAGCAACCGUGCAAAGCUUCACUUCCGGAAGCAUCAUGGACGUCACUCCCGAGCUGCAAAAAGCCGUGCAGGCUGUGCUCGAUGAUGCAUCCGUCCCGCUACUCAGCCGGUGGCAGCGAGUAGCUGACAAGCUGGUGGAGGGUGGACUGGCAUGGCGGGCGAAGUUGCAAGCGAGCAGCAUGCUGGUCCACAACCACAACAGGGGCGGUCUCGGUGUCAGUGGACAUGGGUGCCACCUGAAAGGCGAAGCCCUGGCCAAAAGCGGCUUCGACAUGAAAUUCCUCCAUUCAGCUGUCUGUUUCGAGAUCAGCCACGAGCCUAGCAGACUGGCUGAACAGCUGGAGUUCAACCGUAAGUUGGUGGAGCAAGCCUCCGGGCUCUUGGCGCCGCUGCAGGGUGCAGAAAGAUACUUGUCCGUGAGUUGCGGGCACACAACUCAGUUUGUGAAGGCCGUCCUCUGCAGCUGCCAGACACCCGUGCUGUCUCUCGCCGACCAGACAGGCCGACUGAACAGGGAGGCCCUGGGCAGAGAUAGCCAUCUGAAUGAGAUGCUCUCCGAAGGGUGGACUUGGCUGGUGAUUAGCUCUCGGGCUGAGUCCGCCUUUCCGCAGCUGCCUUCAUUGGCCGAAAAGGCAAUGAACAGCUCCAACUCAGCUUUCACGGCGACGAUGGAAGUAGAGAGCAUGCUUCAUAUGCAGGAGAUCAUGCAGAAGCAGAUCGCUGAGGGCAAGGAGAUCGAUGUUGAGGCCGUCGCCUCCGAGGUGGUGCCUGUUGGGACGACAUUGAUGCAAUACUCUCCGUUUUUGUGCCGAUGGCUCGAAAAGUUCAGCGACGGCGGAAAGUUUCUCACCCAGUUCCUUUCGCCGUUUAGCCGAGAGCAUGGAGGCAACUGUAAUCUGGGAGAAGAUUUUUUGGCCAUGGCCGCAGGCAGAGGCACUUUCGCUGGCAAUGCGGCAAUGCCAAUGGUUCGGCUGGCCAUGCUAGCGACCAACUAUGCAGCUCCUGGGCACAAGAUGGUUGACGGCUAUGCGAAGCUGAUCGUCCAGGCUGACUGGACCAAAAUGAAAAGCGCCAAAUUUCAGCCGAAGGUGAAUGAGAUGGAGCAGCAGCUCUACGAGUGCUGGCGAGUGGCAGAGAAGCAGCUUCCGAGCUUGGACUCGGUCCGCACCUUCGGCAAGUGCUGCAUUCGCAUGGCACUCCAUGUGCUCCAGAAAGAGAAGAUGGGUCGAGAGGCCAAGACGUACAAGUCCCUUGCGGAGAUCCGGGCACUCUUCAAUGACCAAAUGGCUGGGGUGGCUGCUGCCUUGUCACCGCUACAGCAGAAAAAAAAUGCAGGAGCCAGUGUGGCUAGCUUGAGCGAGAACUACGACCCCCUCUACCAAGCGAUGCAGCAAAUCAAGCUGGAACUUGGCAUGAACUACAUCAUGGAGGACAGGAUGUGGAAGCUCGUAGCUAUGUCAUCGGCCACUUUGUCUCUAGAGCUUUGCGAUCUCUUCGAGGCGGAGAGCAGGGACAUCCCGACGGUGAAGGCGGUCAAGCUCCUCAAGGCCACGAAGCAAUCAGCUCCCGAGCUCUUGCCGGCUACAAUCUGCAAGAACAGGGAUGUGCAGCACCUGUUUGCUAUGGAGGCCAUGCAAGCCGCUGCCUGGGUUUAUUUGCUGAAACAGGCGGAGAAGUACGACAAGUUGUGGAACUACAUUUGCUUGGAUGGCACAGGCAAAAAAGCUUACACUUCUGUGAAGAUUCCCAAAGGCGGCCUCAUGCUGGUUCCCUCGACAGAUUCGCCCCACAAGCUGGUUCAAAAGGAGCCCGAUAAGAAAAAGCCAUACGGCUUCUUCAAGUUCGGAGGGACGGAUUUCUAUAUCCUUCCACCCGCCAUUUAUCGAAAGGGUGACGGCUUGGCGAAGCCAGACACUGGGAGCACGUGUGCUUACUGGUGGGUGCAGAGGGGCCAAACAGCAGGGUCGCAGGAUCCAUGCUGCAUGGAGGAGCACGAGUGGCACGUGGGCAAGAACAACAUGAUCGUCGUGCUCCAGAACUCCGUGCCGAUGGAGAAGCACACCCUCCUCACCAUGGAGCUGGAGGAAGAGGAGGAGGAGAAUAGUCGACCUGCGAAGAAGGCCAAGAAGUGA
This is a messenger RNA of Symbiodinium sp. CCMP2592, 3507 nucleotides long. Lineage: Eukaryota; Dinophyceae; Suessiales; Symbiodiniaceae. The record is from the annotation of a GenBank genome assembly.